AUGAACACGGAAGACGAGGUUCUGAAGGCUGCUAUUGCCAAGUAUGGCAAGAACCAAUGGGCCCGCAUCUCCUCGCUCCUCGUCCGCAAGACGCCAAAACAGUGCAAGGCCCGAUGGUACGAGUGGCUGGACCCGUCUAUCAAGAAGACAGAAUGGUCGAAAACGGAAGACGAGAAGCUGCUGCACCUCGCGAAGCUGAUGCCCACCCAAUGGCGCACCAUUGCCCCCAUCGUCGGCCGGACGGCGACGCAGUGCCUGGAGCGGUACCAGAAGCUGUUGGACGAGGCGGAGGCGAAGGAGAACGAGGAGCUCGGCCUCGCAGGGCCCGGAGGUGAGGCGGGGCCGAGCGCGGACGACGUGCGCAGGUUGCGUCCGGGCGAGAUCGACCCUGACCCGGAGACGAAGCCUGCGCGGCCGGACCCCAUUGACAUGGACGAGGAUGAGAAGGAGAUGCUGUCUGAAGCCCGUGCUCGCCUGGCCAACACGCAGGGUAAGAAGGCGAAGCGCAAGGCGCGCGAGAGGCAGCUCGAGGAGGCUAGACGGCUCGCAGUGCUCCAAAAGAAGCGUGAGCUGAAGGCCGCGGGUAUCAUUAUGCGUCACAAGACGAAGAAGAAGGGCAUGGACUACAACGCCGAUAUUCCCUUCGAGAAGAGACCUGCUGCAGGCUUCUAUGACACCUCGGACGAACAAGCCCGGGCGACUACGGCUCCUGUCGGCCAGACGCUUCGUCGUCUUGAGAACAAGCGCAAGCCGGAGGACGAGGAAGCUGAACGCAGGAAACGCCAGCGCAAGGGCGACGGCAAGGGCGAGGCGCCUCACCAAACUAAAUUUGUUGCUGCGCGCGACGCUCAGAUCCAGAAAUUGAAGGAGGCAGAGUCUAUCGGGAGGCGGCAAAAGCUCAAUUUACCAGCCCCUCAGGUCGGAGAGAAGGAGCUGGAGGACAUCGUCAAGAUUGGUCAGGCUGGUGAAAACGCGAAGUCGCUGGUCAGCGGCGGUACGGAAGCAUCUGGCAAGUUGCUCAAUGACUAUGAAGGCCUGGAGAAGGCCCAGAUGGCGCGCACUCCUCGGACUGCACCUCAAUAUGAUAACGUCAUGUCUGAAGCACGAAACCUCCGAAACAUGACGAUGUUGCAAACGCCUCUCCUUGGGGACGAGAACACCCCUCUCCAUGUUGGCCCUCAAGGCGGCACUGGUUUUGAGGGCGCGACGCCUCAGCACCAAGUCGCAUUCACGCCGAAUCCGUUGGCGACUCCGAUGCACUCGGGCGGCCUUGGGCCUGGAGCCACGCCCAGGUCAGCGAUUGAGGCCACCCCAGGCACAUCCAUGCGCACCCCGAUGCGUGACGGUCUCAGCAUCAACCCCUCCGACGGCUUUUCCUCUGUUGGGGAUACUCCGCGGGACCAACGCCUCAGAGUGACGUCAGCAAAAAGAGCUCUCCAGGCCGGGUUCAUGAAUCUGCCGAAGCCGGAGAACAACUUCGAGCUGCUCGUCCCUGAAGACGAAGACGAAGAGCUCAUGGCCGGCGGCGCGGGGCCAGAGGAAGACGCAGCGGAGCGGGACGCCCGUCUGAAGCGGCUCCGAGAAGAGGAGGAACGGAAGGCACUCGCUCGUCGAUCCCAGGUGGUCCAGCGCGGACUCCCGAGGCCGGCCAACGUCGACGUCUCGCAACUCAUGAAGGCUCUGACAGUCGACGACGAGGACGGUGCGGCGGCGAAGCUGGUCCACGAGGAGAUGGCGCAUCUGCUGCAGCACGACUCGAUCGCCCAUCCCAUUCCUGGCACAAUGCACCCCGGCGGGACCCGGUCGGCGUACCAGACGCCGCCUGACGACGCGCUGGCGAGGGCGAGGAGCCUGAUCCACGAGGAGCUCGGGGCGUCUCUCGGCUACCCGGGCGCGGGCGAGGAAGUGCUCCGGCAGGGCGUGGUCGCGCUGUCGGACGCGGACGAGGUGGACGAGUCGCUUUCGUGGGUGCAGGUGCGGGCGCAGCUGGCGUACGACGUGGAGUCGAACGCGUGGCUGACGGCGUACCGGGAGGCGAUGGCGAAGGAGGCGGGCAAGGUGGGCAAGGCAGAGAAGAAGCUCAACAUCGUCCUCGGCGGGUACCAGGUGCGGUCGGGGGCGCUGGUGAGGCGGAUCCAGGACGGGUUCGCGGAGCUGCAGAAGGAGAAGAUCGAGUACGAGAGCUUCUCGCGCCUGCGGACGAACGAGGGCGCAAUGGGGCCGAUCCGGCUGGCGGGCUCAAGGAGGAGGCGGCUGCAGGAGCGGUACGCGGAGCUGGAUGGCGAGCGACGAGAGGUGAUGGGCAGGGUGGGCGACCUGGAGGAGCGGGUGAUGGCCGAGGCAGAGGCAUUGAACGAGGAAGCCCUGGCCGGGAUGCAGGAGGAGUGA
Epithele typhae is the source of this 2388-nucleotide messenger RNA. Its product is annotated as Cc.Cdc5 protein. Gene Ontology annotation, biological process: mRNA splicing, via spliceosome. Lineage: Eukaryota; Fungi; Basidiomycota; Agaricomycetes; Polyporales; Epitheliaceae. Gene Ontology annotation, cellular component: spliceosomal complex; Prp19 complex. The transcript is spliced from 10 exons. The coding region runs from base 1 to 2388 and encodes 795 amino acids. The record is from RefSeq and is a predicted model, not a curated record.